AUGGCAGUCGUCGAACAGCCACUGGGAAAGCGUGGAACUUUAACAAAAUACAACAAAAAGCCAACAGAUGGGAGUUACAGGGCAGGACCAGACUUCAACAUAACUGUUGAUGGGUGUUGGCAAUAUGAACUUGGCUCCUGGUUCAAUUUCGGCCCUAGAAUCUGCCUUCUUUCAUUCCUUUGCCCUUGCGUCGCGUUAGGAACUGUAAACGAGCAAAUUGGGAGAAAAGGCUGGCCUUACUGCGCUCUUUACUUUCUCAACCCUUUUUGCUGUGGAACUUGGGCAGUAACAGAUACGCGAUUCAAAUUCAUGAUGCGCUUCGGAAUUCUAGAUGAAGGACCAAUGCGAAACUUUUGCCUUGCAAUGUGGUGCACAAGCUGCGUUUUGAUUCAAAUGCUACAAGAAAUCGAGAACCAGAAGAACUCAUCUCCGCUCUACGCUGCGGAUGAUCCAGAAGUAAAAAUAUCAUCAUCGAAGGCAUGA
This is a messenger RNA of Oikopleura dioica, 483 nucleotides long. The record is from the annotation of a GenBank genome assembly. Lineage: Eukaryota; Metazoa; Chordata; Appendicularia; Copelata; Oikopleuridae.